AUGUCUUUCAAGACCGCCGCCACCCUUGCGACUGCUUUCGCCACUGCCGUCCUCGCCCACGGAACUGUCACCGGCAUCAAGGUCGACGGUGUUUACCAGCCUGGUUACAGCCUCGACUCUUACUACGCCGCCAAGAACGGCCAGGACGUUCCCGUCAUCGCCGCUUGGUCUGCUGAGAACCUCGACAACGGCUUCGUUGCCCCCGCCGACUUCGGUACCUCGGACAUUGCCUGCCACAUUAAGGGUGCUCCCGGUAAGACCUCUGCGUCCGUCAAGGCUGGUGGUUCCGUCGAGUUCCAGUGGUCUGCCUGGCCCGAAUCGCACAUUGGUCCUGUCCUCACAUAUGUUGCCAAGUGUGCUGGAAAGUGCACUGAGGCUGACCCUGCUACUCUGAAGUGGGUCAAGAUCGAUGCUGCUGGCCUUGAUGGAACUUGGGCUGCUGCGGAUCUCAUCAAGAACAACAACACCUGGACUACCACCGUCCCCGAGACCCUCGCUGCUGGAAGCUACGUUUUCCGUCACGAGAUCAUCGCUCUCCAUGGCGCUGGAUCCAAGAAUGGAGCUCAGAACUACCCUCAGUGCUUCAACAUUGACAUCACUGGUAGCGGUACCGACAGCCCUGAGGGUACCUUGACAACUGAACUCUACACUGACUCUGAGCCUGGUAUUCUCUUCGACCCUUACAAGGGUGCCACCAAGUACGAGAUUCCUGGACCUGCCAUGUACGGCUCCGGUUCAACCAAGCCCAUCGUUCCCACUGUCCCCUCCAACGGCACCGUGCCCACUUUCACUCCUGCGCCUACACCCGUCGCCCCUACCAGCUUGGUCACUUCAAUUGCUGCUACACCUACCGCCCAGGCUUCCUCCGUCGCUACUAAGCCUGCUGGGUGCCGCGCCAAGAAGGCUCGUCGUCACGCUCGUCACUUUUAA
Messenger RNA from Fusarium venenatum, 930 nucleotides. RefSeq names its product glycosyl hydrolase family 61-domain-containing protein. The record is from RefSeq and is a predicted model, not a curated record. NCBI's taxonomy places the organism in Eukaryota, Fungi, Ascomycota, Sordariomycetes, Hypocreales, Nectriaceae.